Messenger RNA from Amphiprion ocellaris (clown anemonefish), 7244 nucleotides. It is a transcript of the gene cpamd8, whose product is annotated as C3 and PZP like alpha-2-macroglobulin domain containing 8. Gene Ontology annotation, cellular component: extracellular region. Bases 580 to 6183 code for a protein of 1867 amino acids. The record is from RefSeq and is a predicted model, not a curated record. Gene Ontology annotation, molecular function: endopeptidase inhibitor activity; protein binding. NCBI's taxonomy places the organism in Eukaryota, Metazoa, Chordata, Actinopteri, Pomacentridae. The transcript has 44 exons.
UGGCGCUUUUUGUGGGUUGAGCUGGAAGCCUGCAGGUAAUUUACAGUCAUGCUCUUGCAGCAGAGAGGAGGUAUUAAAGUGGAUGAAGCGCAACCCCUUGACUCUGCUGCAGGAGCAGGACGCACAAACACGGAGAUCCUCCUGAACCACCGGAAUAACGAGACCUGCACGGAUUACUUUUAAUCAUUUUUUUCUUUACGGUGACAUUUGUGCGGCGCUGAAGUGGGAGGACACUUGGAUUUGUAAUGCUGAAAUAUGAGAGAACGGAACCGGGGCGGGUGAAGAAGGCACAUGGGAGAGGACUGUUCGUGCACUCUGGGCUCUAAAAGAAAAAGAAAAGGAUUUUUAGCGGAGAAGUGUAUGUUUGGGGGAUGAUUACAACAAGUUGAUGUUUUUUUUUCUGGUUCCGGACGAAUCUGUGCAACAACAAACAAUGGAUAGAUAGAUUGACCCGAGAGGAGCUGCAGAGACGUUUCAUUUAAGUUUGUACAUCAGAGUGUGUAGAGGAUCUCAUUCAGAAGAAGAGGAGAGGAGAGAGAGCAGAUAUCCAGAAGAAUAUCUCGGUUUACUGGAGCCAAAAUGUUGCGGUUGUCUUUGACAGCUUUAAGUCUUUCCUGGACUUUGUUCUUCUGUAACGUGAGCAGAAGUUGUGCACAAGAAAGACAAGGCUACCUGGUCGCUGCUCCCUCCGUGUUCCGUGCCGGCGUCGAGGAGAGCGUCAGCGUCACCAUCUUCAACCCAAAAGCAGAAACUCGCGUGCAGGUGCAGCUGUCGGUGAAGGGACAGACGGUCGCCCACAGCCACGGCUCGGUGCUCGACAAAGGCACCAUCAAACUGAAGGUUCCCUCUGGGCUCCGAGGUCAAGCCCACCUGAAGGUCUGGGGGAACCGACACCUCACGGAGGGAGGUUACAUCUUCCACAACUACACCACCGUCACAGUGGAGAGCAAAGGCUCAGCCGUCUUCAUCCAGACCGACAAGCCCAUCUACAAACCCAAACAUAAAGUGCUCAUCAAUGUUUACACAGUCACCUCCGACAUGAGGCCAGUGAAUGACAAGAUGGAGGCGUAUGUUCUGGAUCCAAGAGGAUCCAGAAUGGUCCAGUGGAAAGGGCUUAAAUCUGUCUGCUGUGGGGUUGUGAACAUGAGUUUCCCUCUGUCUGACCAGCCUGUGUUUGGAGAGUGGUUUAUCUUCAUGGUGGUGCAGGGCCACACCUAUAACAAGUCGUUUGAAGUGCAGAAAUAUGUGAUGCCCAAGUUUGAGUUGGUGAUUGAUCCACCACGUUACAUCCGAGAUCUCAACUCAUGCGAGCAGGCCACUGUCAAGGCCAGGUAUACAUUUGGGAAGCCAGUGACGGGGAAGUUGACAGUGAAUAUGACAGUGAAUGGAGUCGGAUACUACCGUCAUGAGAUGGGUCAUCCUGUUUUUAAAACCAUGGAGAUCAAAGGCUCUGCAAAUUUCAGUCUCUGCGUCAAGGACAUGAUGCCCUUAGAUGUGGCCGAUCACUUCAGGGGGACGGUGAGCAUUUGGGCAUCAGUGACCAGCAUAGACGGAAGCAGGCAAACCACAUUCGAUGACUCCACGGCAGUUCACAAGCAGCUCAUCGACAUCAAAUACUCCAAGGACACUCGCAAGCAGUUCAAACCUGGUCUGCCUUACAAAGGGAAGAUCGAGGUCACCUAUCCCGAUGGAAGUCUGGCCAAUGGGGUCCGGGUUCGUGUUAAGGCGGAACUGACCCCCAAAGACAAUGUCUACACCAGUGAGCUCAUCUCCAAGGACGGCCAGGCCACCUUUGAAAUCCCCUCUAUCCCUACUGCUGCUCAAUAUGUCUGGCUCGAGACCAAAGUAACAUCCAUUGAUGGAAAGACAGUAGGAGACCAGUACUUACCCAGCUACCUGUCCAUCAGUAGUUGGUAUUCUCCUAGCAGGUGUCACAUCCAGAUCCAGAGUCCCAGCACCACACUCAAGGUCGGCCAAGAGGCAGAAGUUGCAUUGAAAUCCACAUGUCCCUGUAACUUCACCCUGCACUAUGAGGUGGCGUCCAGAGGGAACAUCGUCCUGUCGGGCCAACAGCUGGCGAACUUGACGGCUUCACACCGAGGAAAGAGGGCGACAGUCACCUUCGACAAAAACAUUCACACCACCCACCUACCUCCUUCUGCCUCUGGUGUUGCAGGUGCUUCCUCCCAAUCUGAGAUGGACAGCUGUGUGUCGUACCUACGUUUCCCCGUCAGCAACAACAUGGCACCUCUCAGCCGCCUGCUCGUCUACUACGUGAGGGAAAACGGCGAAGGCGUGACCGACAGUCUGCAAAUCCCCGUCCAGCCCGAGUUCGAGAACCAGGUUUCAGUUUCGUUGUCGACUAAUGAGUCCAUGCCAGGAGACCCAGUGACCCUUCGUGUACGAGGUGAGAAGGGCUCCUGUGUUUGUGUGGCCACUGUGGAUAAAAGUCUUUACCUGUUAAAGCCCGACUUCCAGCUGAGUCCUGACAAGGUGUUUAAAGAAAUGGCAGAUUUUGACGUUUCGGACGCCUUCGGCAUCCCUAAAGACGACGGACACUUCUGGUGGCCCGGGCUUUCGUCAAAGAGACGAAGACGUUCCUCUGUGUUUCCGUGGCACUGGGACAUCACUAAGGACGCUCGCUUCGCUUUCACAGAAACAGGGCUCGUUGUGAUGACAGACAUGGUGAGUUUAAACCACCGGCAGAGUGGAGGCAUGUACACCGAUGAGGCCGUUCCUGCUUUUCAGCCGCACACCUCCACCUUAGUGGCUGCUAUGCACUCCCGACCCACCACCAGAGCAGAGAAGCGGAGACGCACAUUUUUCCCAGAGACUUGGGUGUGGUACUGCCUCAACGUCAGCUCUGAAACCGGGGAAGCCGAACUGCAGCUCGAUGUGCCGGACUCGAUCACCACCUGGGUGGCAGAAGCUGUCGGCCUUUCUGAGGAGAAGGGACUCGGUUUGGCAAAGAGAGCCGAGCUUCGUACCUUCAAGCACUUCUUUGUGGACUUCACGCUGCCCUACAGCUUAAUCAGAGGCGAGCAGACCAAAGUGCCGCUCACCGUCUACAACUACCUGCCCACCUGCUCUGAGGUCCAUGUGAAAGUGUCAGUUCCAAAAGGCAUCAAGUUUGUCGGACAUCCUGGGAAGCAUCACCUGACCAGGAAGAAGUGUGUGGCUCCUGGAGAGGCGACUCCUACGUCCAUCGUGUUGUCUUUCACUGAACUGGGAUCUGUUAACAUCACAGCUCGUGCCAUCGCCUACAGUGAACCAAGCUGCUGUUCAGAUGGAUUCCCGGCAAGCAAAAUUACAGGAAACGAUGUGGACGAUAGAAGGAUCCCAACUGGCAUGGAUUACGUCCGCAGGACCGUCCUGGUGGAGCCAGAAGGCCUGCCCAGAGAAUACACCUACAGCGUCUUCUUCUGCCCCAAUGAGAGGAUACACAUUUCCACCCCUAACAAGUACGAGUAUCAGUACGUGAAGAAGCCGGCCAGGAUGAACCAGUUCCAGGUGGCCGUUAAAACCCACAACGAUGCCCAUUUUGCCCUCUCUGCGAGCCCCCACGACAGUGCAGAGAUGCUAGAGAUCGUACUGGGGGGUCGGCAGAACACUCGCUCCUGGAUUUCCGUGGGCAAGAUGGGCGAUCCCCUUGUCAGCGCCCCUACACCGGGCAUCCUGUCCUGGGAUGAGUUCCGCAGCUUCUGGAUCAGUUGGAAGGGAGGCGUGGUACAGGUGGGCCAUGGUUUACAUCCAUCCAAUGAAUCGCUGAUCCUCCAGUGGACAGGCCAGUUCCCAGGCCAGGUGCGACACAUUGGCUUCUCAACCGGCUGGGGCUCAGUUGGGGAGUUCAAGAUCUGGAGGAAGGAAGACUCUGAUGACAACCACAAUGAGGCCUUCACACUGGGAGUCCCACAAAACAUGGUGCCUGGAUCAGAAAGGGCCACUGCGUUUAUGAUUGGGGAUGUCAUGGGGCCGACUCUAAAUAACCUGGACAAGCUGUUGAGGCUUCCCUUUGGAUGCGGCGAGCAGAACAUGAUCCACUUUGCCCCUAACGUCUUUGUUCUAAAGUACCUGCAGAAGACCAGGCAGCUCAGCCCAGAGGUUGAGAAUGAAGCAACUGACUACUUGCUUCAAGGCUACCAGAGACAACUGACCUACAAACGGCAGGAUGGAUCCUACAGUGCCUUCGGAGAAAGGGAUUCCUCUGGCAGCAUGUGGUUGACAGCAUUUGUGCUCAAGUCUUUCGCUCAGUCUCGGGGUUUCAUCUUCAUUGACCCUGAGGAGCUUCGCGCAGCCAAGUCUUGGCUAAUCAAACAUCAGCGAGAUGACGGAUCCUUCCCCGCUAUGGGACGCAUCCUCAACAAAGACCUGCAGGGAGGGAUCCAUGGGAAGAUUUCACUUACAGCUUACGUGGUAGCAGCUCUGUUGGAAACAGGGAUAACCACAGAGGAAGAGAAGGUGGCGGUGGCCAGAGCCAAGGAUUUCCUGGAGAGCAACACAUACUCGGCUGAUGAUCCAUACACGACCGCCCUAUCAGCGUACGCCUUGGCUCUGCUGCGAAGCCCGUACGCCCCGCUGGCCCUGCGCCGCCUCAACCACAUGGCCAUCACGCAAGAUGGACUCACCCACUGGAGUCUGACUGGCAGCACUAUGACCGAUGAAGACACUUUCAUGGGCUUCAGCGAUGGCCUCUCUCAGUCAGUGGUGUCGGCAGAGGUGGAGAUGACAGCGUACGGUCUUCUGACCUACACCCUGCUGGGAGAUGUAGCUUCUGCCCUGCCUGUGGUCAAAUGGCUCUCCCAGCAAAGGAAUGCCCUGGGCGGCUUCUCCUCCACACAGGAUACAUGUGUGGCCCUGCACGCUCUGUCAGAAUACGCCAUCCUGUCCUACGUCGGAGGGGUAAAUCUCACCAUCUCACUGGCCUCCACCAACCUCGACUUCCAGGAAACCUUUGAACUCAACAGGGACAACAAGAAACUCCUCCAGAGCGCCAAGAUCCCCAGUAUCCCCACAGGCCUUUUUGUCAGCGCUAAAGGAGAAGGCUGCUGUCUCAUGCAGAUUGAUGUGUCCUAUAACGUACCGGAUCCAGUGGCCAAACCAGCCUUCCAGCUCAAGGUGGAUCUGAAAGAGCCUUUCCAGGAGCGACACCUGCAGCCUCCAUCCUCUUCUUCCCAUCAUUCUACCUCACGAUCUCGCAGCCGAGUCGACAAUCGCUCUGAGCUCAACCGGAAGCGGCGGGCGCCCAUCGACGACGACGACCCAGCAGCUCACCAGGACAAGAUGGACUUCCACAUCUCCUUAGAAGUCUGCGCCAGGUGGCUCCAUUCAGGCUCAUCCAACAUGGCCGUCAUAGAAGUUCCCAUGAUUUCCGGUUUCCGAGCAGAUGUUGAAGGUCUAGAGAGGCUGCUGAUGGACAAGAGAGUUGGUCUGAAGAGAUACGAGCUGAGCGGAAGAAAAGUGUUGUUCUACUUUGAUGAGAUUCCCAGCCAGUGCAUGACGUGUGUGGCCUUCCAAGCUGUCAGAGAAUACAUUGUGGGCAAGACAGCGCCUGUUCCGGUUAAGAUCUAUGACUACUACGAACCAGCUUUUGAGGCCACCUGGUUCUACAACGUUAGCGAGAGUAGUCCGCUGGCACGGGAGCUGUGUGAUGGACCGACCUGCAACGAGGUGGAGAGUUCAACCAACCAGUGGAUCGGUUUUGUGCAGGCGAACCAGUGCAACAACGUGUUCGGGUGUCUGGAGGAGGAGCAGUUUGAGCGCUGCACGUGUUACAGGGACUGUGGUUACGACGGGGAGCCGGUUUGUGGGUCAGACGGGCAGCUCUACCAGAACCAGUGUCAGAUGGAGGUGUUCGCCUGCAGAAACGGGACUCGCAUCAAGCAGGUUCCGCUGUCACAGUGUCCACAGAUGGAGACCACGGAGGACAGGCAGCCAAUAGUGAGCCAGGAAACUGAGCAGCCCUCAGUGCCUGUACACACAGGUGAAGAAGAGCAGGGCUCCAUGGCUGAGGUGUCCUACUACUCCUAUGAAUACGACCCAGAUUCGGACUCUUUCCUCGCCGAUGCAGACGGAGGGGACCAGUUUGAUCUUCCUCAAGGUGGAGGAGGUGUAGCGCAUAAGGUGCUGCUACCAGUAGAUACCCAGCUGCCCACACUGGACACAAAAAACACCCCUGAGCGAUGAAACGCUCCCAGUAUGAAGCCAUACCCUCCUCCAAAUUUGUACAUUAUUUGUGAAUAUGCUAGUGAAUGGAAAGAGAAAACGAGAGACUUGGGACUUGCUCGGCCUGAACGGAGAAGGUGGUGGGGUCUGGAGAGUGAGUGUGUAUGACUCUGUGUGUGCUUGUGUUUUUAGAUUAGCUUUGAAUGGAGCCGGUGUGGAUGCUUUUCUGUAUUUGCGUGUGUUUGGAUGCGUGUGAUUGCUAUUAAGCUAGUAUCCUCCAGGCUUUUAUUUUUUAUUCCUCUAGACUCCUAGUCACCAAAUAGGCACCAUAGCGUCUUUGUUAUUCACUGUACUGGCUUUAUAAUCACUAGAAUAAAUAAUCAAGUAUUUAUGUUUGUAAUUACACUCGACGUUAAGCAGAAUAUUUUGUUAUAUUUUCUAUCUGUGGUAUUUAUUUGUAGCUAGAGGUCAUAUCAUGUCCAUUUUUUAAGUCAUCGCCUGCCCAUACAGUUGACUUUUUUGCCCUUGUGGUUCUCUGAGAUAGCCAAGGAUUAUUUUUUUUCUAUCAUAGCAAGCUUUAACCCAGUUAUUGAAAUGUUUGAUGAAAUUCCGUACCGGUAUCCUGCUGGAACAAAAGAAGACAUAUGCAAACCAUAUGCUUUACAGAAACAUAAGCUGAAAUGUUUUUCAUUUUUAAGAAAUUUUUUGGCUUUUUGUCUUUAUUAGACAGCACAGUAGAGGUUGACAGGAAACAUAAGGAGGCAGAAGGGGACCGACAACUCAAACCAUGAACUUUACAGUGACAGAAAAUCCUCCAUUCGACUCAAACGUUUCUGAAACCAUUCCACCGAGACGCCGACGUCGUCUGCUCUCACCGUUACCUACCUUGAGAUUUGAUUGUACAGUUCAUAAGCUAUUUUGUUUUUGUUAAAUUUUUUUGAUUCGUGAAGCAAUCAAGCUAAAAAUAAAGAAUGAAGUUUUGAAUUCCUGUAAAUGUAACAAAUUGGAUUAAAUGUAACCCCAAUUCAUAUCAAAUAUUGUGAUUUUUAAAACAAAUGAGAAUAAAAUUUAUAUACAAUCCA